GGAAGCGUGUUCAUUCAAGUCAUUAACGUAGGCCAUCAUAAACACUAUCGCGCUAGAAAGGUUCACGCGUUCAUUUGUCCAGCUCAGCUGGAGCCUUACCGGGGUCAUCCGCACCUGCUUGGAAUACUGUCUUGUGCUGAGCACAUCAUGAUGCAGCAUUUAGGCGGCAAGGCUGCGUAUCGACAAGGCCCGGCGCCGGUUCGUUGCGGCACUCCACGCACGCGGGCAGUGAGGCUCGUCGUGCAUGCAACGCAAUCACAACAAUGUAUUGAUCUGAACGGCGCCAACGCGCUAUCGCGUCGGGGCAUGCUGCUGGGGCUAUUAGGGUGCGCCGCGUUGGUCGGGCCCCGCGCAGCUGCUGCAUCCAGCACCGCACCGGUGCCCAGCCCUGACGGCGCCGCCACCGCGCCCGCAGACCCCUCAGCAGUAUCCAGCACCAGUGCCGCGCCCAUAGGCACCGCGGAUGCAGCCCCCAGUAGCAUCACUAUCACAAGCAGCAGCAGCGGCCCGGACGCGGCUGCAGCCGGCGCCUCGUCGGCGGCACCCAACGCCAGCAGCGGCGCCCCCACAACCACCACAACCACCAUCACAACCACCACUACCCGCAUUCCAUUGGAUGACGCCUCGCUAACCGACGAGGCGGCGCGGCGGCUACUGAUAGAGGAGGAGGAUCGGCGCAAGCGACGGAAGAAGUCGCAAGGGCGCUUCAAGGAGCUUGAGGAUAUCCGGAUCGAGCUGGCAGAGAAGGAGCUGGCCCUGCUGGAGAAGGAGAAGGCGCUGCUGACCAAGGAGCAGACGCUGGCCGUGCUGGCAGAGGAGCUGGAACUGGAGCGCAAGCUGCGCGCGCUGCUGACAAAGGAGAAGGAGCGCGCGGAGGAGGAGGCCGCACUGGCGAUGGGGCUGUGCGGCGGCGGGCUGGGCUUUUAAUGGUGUUGGUGGGCCCUGUUGGUGAUGGUGGGGUUAUCGUGAUGGAGCGGUGAGGCUGAAGGGACGGGGGUUAGCAGGUGAAUGCUGCGAGGUCUUGCAAUGCACAGGGUUGCAGGCGUGAGCGGGCCGGGCAGGCUGUUGUUCUGGGCCGCUUACGGACGCGCGCGGGGCGAAGCAGGUGCGCUCCGUAGGCAUGGAGGGAAGGGGCGAACGGGCCACGUUGCUCGGAGGCCUUCCGCAGCUGCUCACGCUCCGCUUGCCGAUUCCCUUGAUACGCCACAUUGUGAGACUUGCACGCACGGAACUCCAGUAAAUUGAUUUGCAUGUAUUGGCGAGGAUGCGAGAUGCCUUGUCAGUGGGGAAAGUCACUGAAUGUGCUCACGGAAUAUAAACCCCAGCGUUGUUUGGAAGGUGAUGCCGUGCCAUGGCGGUGGGCCUGUGACAGAUCCGGCCGACAAUUCCUUCGCUUGCGUGCGCUCGGCACAGCCGCUCCAUCUGUGCACGGGCGCAACCGGCACAGGGUGGCCGAUGCUGCCGAGGGAUGGGACCUAGGUGGACCCAGGCCGGCAUGGUACGGGACUAGUCAUGUGAUGACGAGGCAGGCUGUGGUCUUGAGUGGUGGGCGGUGGCGGCCGGGUCUAAAUUGCGGUGGCGGUGUGGACUCUCUAUGUCGUGUGUGUCGAGUACGAACGAAAGCCAUAGUGCGGCGUGAAGGUGCCUAGCAACCUUGCCAACAGAUCUUGCCAACUGCUUGAUAAUGCACGUAAUGUGCGGCGCGCGGAGGUCGCGCAUUGAUUGGGUUUAUGCGACCUUGCACUUUCAUGUCCGGACGCGCGUUGCUAGCCUCGAGUCUUGGGAGCCGUGGGUUGGUCAACGGAUGCGACGGAGGAGACCAGCAGGUAUGGUGCGUUAAAGGAGGCGUGCGAGUGGUGGGCGCCGCAAGCACGCACGUGGCCGCCAGCGCGUGCGUUCGACACUUGAUGCGGCCUGCAGGGGCCGCGCUGCUUGUGUACCGUACUUGUGUAACUUGGAAGUGGU
Molecule: messenger RNA, 1965 nt
Organism: Chlamydomonas reinhardtii
Lineage: Eukaryota; Viridiplantae; Chlorophyta; Chlorophyceae; Chlamydomonadales; Chlamydomonadaceae
Exons: 4
Coding region: 307-927 (206 amino acids)
Source: RefSeq, a predicted model, not a curated record